This is a messenger RNA of Scatophagus argus, 3551 nucleotides long. RefSeq names its product protein tyrosine phosphatase non-receptor type 3 (gene ptpn3). The coding region runs from base 368 to 2998 and encodes 876 amino acids. Gene Ontology annotation, cellular component: cytoplasmic side of plasma membrane; cytoplasm; cytoskeleton. Gene Ontology annotation, molecular function: protein tyrosine phosphatase activity; protein binding. NCBI's taxonomy places the organism in Eukaryota, Metazoa, Chordata, Actinopteri, Scatophagidae. The transcript is spliced from 27 exons. Gene Ontology annotation, biological process: protein dephosphorylation. The record is from RefSeq and is a predicted model, not a curated record.
AAAAAAAAACUUGGCUGAAGUUACGAGCACCGCCGUGGUUGGAGGAAAGUUUGCCAGUGGAGAGUUCCUCCGUUUGGGUGUAGCUGUAGAAAACUUCAGGUUGUCAACAGGUUCGCGCUCGGGCUCAAAGUACAGGAACGUCAUUGCGGAGCUCAUUAUCGACAGGCUGGGAGAGUCCGACAACUAAAAUAUGGGCCUCACACACUGACAGGCCCUGUUUAUUCACUGAAACAGUGUGAGACAGGCUGGCCUGGAUCCAUUAAUCGUUUACCUGGAAACCAACACAGGCCACAUGUCCCCUCUCAGCGACGAACUGAGGGCAGGGUGUUUGUCUUGAGAGGGAGGCAGAGUUACCGUGGUAACAGACAUGCCAAAACCGGACCUGCUCUGCCUAGUUCAGCUGCUGGACGGCACUAUCGAGACCUUCAGAGUCAGUAAGCAGGAUGAAGGUGUGGUUCUGUUGGACCAAGUAUGCAACCACCUGGGCCUGCAGGAGAGGCAGCUCUUCAGUCUGCAGAUCAGAGAAUCCAGCACAGCCAUUGCCUCGAUCACAGCCAACACACACUCUCCUAGAUGGUUGGAGCCUGAGAAACCCUUGAAGAAGCAGAUAAAAGGUCUUGCCUCUCCCUUUUACCUUAACUUCAGAGUGCGAUUCUUCAUCUCUGAUCCCAACUCUCUGCAGCAUGAGCAGACAAGACACCUGUACUUCCUCCAGAUCAGGAGUGACAUUAGAGAAGGACGGUUGCAGUGCCCGCUGAGUGCAGCUGUGGUGCUGGCAUCUUAUGCUGUGCAGUCGGAGCUGGGGGAUCACUGUCCGUCCAGACUCCCUGGUUACGUCUCAAAGUACCACUUCAUUCCGGAGCAGGAUGAAGACUUCCUGUCUAAAGUGGAAGAUCUGCACCCACAACAUAAGGGGCUGAAGCAGAGCGAAGCAGAGCUGUGUUACCUCAACACGGCACGGACGCUUGAAUUGUAUGGAGUGGAGCUGCACGCUGCCCUGGACACCAACAGCACACCUCUGAUGGUGGGUUUGGCCUCGAGUGGUGUUGCAAUAUUCUGUAAUAUGAUUUGCUCCAGUUUCUUCCCCUGGGGGAACAUAAUCAAGAUUUCAUUCAAGAGGAAACGCUUUCUCAUACAUCUAAAACGUAAACAUGGGGAGACCCAGGACUGUGAGAUCUCUCUGGUUCUGCCCUGUCCCAAGACCUGUAAGAACCUGUGGAGGUCCUGUGUGGACCAUCACUCCUUCUUCAGCUCCAACCGGACUGCCCGCAGCCCCAAACACAACAACACUACAGUUCAGUCCUACAGAAAGCUGAUAACACAACACCUGGGCCUUGGCAGCAGUAAAAAUCAGAGUGGUCCAGUGUGCCAGCGUGUGGUGGGAGGGAUGGUGUGGAACCCUGCGCUGCGGAGGUCAAUUUCAUCUGAGUAUCUCGAGACCAAGAGUCUGCCCUCUCGAUCGCCCCCAACCACCCCAAACUGGCGAAGUCCUCGUGUUCGCCACGGCAUCCGAAAACCUCGCCCGUCCUCAGUCGAAUUGACUAGUGACCUGAAAGACAUGUCAGAAGGAGAGGACGUCUUCUACACAUACAGGGCGUCUGUGAGCAGCAGCAAGGACAGCGAGGGGGAGGCUUCACUGCAUCGCCUUUCUGGCACUUAUAACCAUGUGACAGAUGAGGUUCUGUUGCAAACUGAUGACAGUAUCGGAGAGGACGGUGACCACAGCUUACAUGACUACAAUAAGGGUGCUCUCGGCGACGGUGACUUGAUGCUUAUAUGCAUUGCCCCCGAUCACGACGGCAAAUUUGGCUUCAACGUCAAAGGUGGAGUGGAUCAGAAGAUGCCUCUAGCCAUAUCCCACGUUAAACCCGACUCCCCGGCAGGUCGAUGUGAGCCCAGACUGAUGGAGGGAGACCUGGUGGUGCUCAUCAACGGUCGAGACAUUUCUGAACACACACAUGACCAGGUCGUCAUGUUCAUACGAGCCAGCAGGGAGUCGCACUCCAGAGAGCUGGCCUUGCUUAUCAGACGUAAAGGUCCUGGCCGCGUGGCACCCCUGCUGCAGCUGCCUCCCGCCCUCAUGCUCACCGACCAAUCACAGGGAGACAAGCCGCAGUCAUCGGGCCAUUCGGAGCGGGUCACGACACUGGAGGAAUCAAUGAGACAGCUGGAGAGAGGAAUACAGUCCGGCACACUCUGUUUCCAUUUUGAGAAUUUGUACAAGAGGAAGCCGGGUCUGGUUCUAAGCUGCGCUCGGCUCUCCGAGAACACGGACAAGAAUCGAUAUAGGGAUGUUUUACCUUAUGAUUCUACCAGGGUGGUGCUCCAGGGAAAGGAGGACUACAUCAACGCCAGCCACAUCAAGGUGGCGCCCCCAGUGUCUGGUACAUGUUUACGUUACAUUGCUGCACAGGGUCCAUUGCCACAGACCUGCACUCACUUUUGGCAGACUGUUUGGGAACAACAGAUACACACCAUCAUCAUGCUAACAACUCUGACAGAGCGGGGACGGACCAAGUGCCACCAGUACUGGCCGCACCCACCGGAAGCGAAGGAUUACGGGCACAUGCGGGUGAAGUGUCACUCCGAGGAGUGUAACCUGGUCUACGUGACGCGACAGUUCACCCUGACACACCGAGAGCUGGGUGAAGAACGUGCAGUCACACACCUGCAGUACGUUGCAUGGCCGGACCAUGGUGUACCCGAUGACCCUUCGGACUUCCUCGUGUUCACCAACUCGGUCAGGGACAGGAGGAGAGGUGACGAACCACUAAUGGUACACUGCAGUGCUGGGAUUGGACGGACAGGUGUUCUGAUCACCAUGGAAACGGCGCUGACGCUGUUGGACGCGGGUCGGCCGGUGUUCCCACUGGACAUUGUCAAAACACUGAGAGAUCAGCGAGCCAUGAUGAUCCAGACCACGUGUCAGUUCCAGUUUGUGUGUGAGGCCGUUCUGCGGGUCUACAAAGAGAGACAAGGCGGAUCUACGACCCCGUAGCCCGAAUCAGCAACAGGACCAGAGCAGACACACUUACUGUUUCAGCUUCAUCUCAUUGCAGCCAAUUUCCACCUGAGGGAAUUACAGCGCAGUAACGGAUUAAUCUGUCAACGCCUAAGGGGCUGCUACACAGGCUGGACAUUGAGAGUAUAGCUUCAGAGCACAGCUGUUUGUGACCUACCACCUAGUCGGCCUUAGUUUUAAAUGAUAGUGCGUUAAGCUAAACUAUGGAGCACUUAUAGAGGCUGUAGUCUCCAUAGAGACUGAUUGUAGACGUGAGCUGCUAAUUUCUGUCCAAGAGGCCACUCAGGAAUGUUGCCUCUAAUUGUAAAACUAUGUGUGCCUUAGACUGACGCCUUCCAGUCAAUGGAUCGCACAGGGCAGGAGAGGCCGACCGGGAUCAAUAUAAUCUGUAGUUUAUCUGUGUUUCCAAAGACAAAGUGCGAGGCAGGCUUUAGAGCGCUACAGCAUAUACCGUAAGGUCAUGGAGCAUCAAGCCCACUGUUCAACACUCUUAAAUUAUUAAGACACUAAAUAAACACACUGAUUUAUA